CAUUCCUGCAGGUGCAGGUGAUUUUCUCCGUCUGAACCGAGAAGUUGCUCGUCAAACAGGAAACCUCUCGUGGUCAAAGAUCGCUGCCGUCCUGUUCCGGGACCAUUAGUAUCUCUGGCGUUUGCGGCAUAAUGAGGCCAGCGGCGCAGUGACUGGGUGGCUGUGAUUGAAGAGCGGAGCCCACCAUGGGGACCAAGGUUUCGAGCUGGGACAGAGUUGUCUCGUGCUGUUGCUGCAAGAAGGCCGAGAAGAACAAGGAGAGCAGUAAAGUCAUCACAGUUAUUUCCAACCCAGCGGUGGUCGGGAAGGUGGAGGUGGACCACCCUGUUAACAGACCUCUACCCUCACCCCCGGGCUUCGUAAAGCCAAGUGGGGGCCGCUACAUCGCCCUGUUUGAUUACUCUGCCCGUACUGUGGACGAUCUGACAUUUAACUCCGGGGAUGUUCUGGAGCUUCUGGACCCCAGCGCCGGAGAGUGGUGGAUCGCUAGAGCCAUCACCGGGAUCUCGACCAACAAACAAGGAUACAUCCCAGCCAACUACGUGGCCCCUGUGGAGAGCAUUGACGCGGAACCAUGGUAUUUCCCAGACACCAAGAGGCUGGAUGCAGAGAAGUUGCUCCUGGCCAAUGGGAACCUGCAAGGUUCAUUCCUCAUUAGAAACUCUGAAAGUCAGAAAGGAGAGUACUCUCUGUCAAUUUUGCACCAAGGGGCGGUGAAACACUAUAAACUCCAGAAGCGGGAAGACGGUGACUACUACGUGUCUAGAACCAAGUCCUUCCCAACACUGAAGGACUUGGUGGAAUUUUACUCCAGACAGUCUGAUGGGCUGUGUGCGCGUCUGGGCGAGCCAUGCAGAAAGAUAGAGGCUCCACAGACCUAUGGUCUGUCCUACAACACGGUGGAUCAGUGGGAGAUUCCUCGCAGUUCUAUCAAGCUGCUGACCAAGCUGGGAGCCGGACAGUUUGGAGAAGUCUAUGAGGGGUUGUGGAACGGAACCACGUCAGUCGCUGUGAAGACCCUCAAACCUGGUACAAUGGACCCUGCAGAAUUCCUGGGAGAGGCUCAGCUCAUGAAGAGGUUGCGGCACCCCAAGCUGAUCCAGCUGUAUGCCGUGUGCACCAUGGAGGAUCCCUUCUACAUCAUCACAGAGCUGAUGAGGCACGGCAGCCUGCUGGAGUACCUUCGAAAGGACAAGGGUCUCACUCUGCGCAUCUCAGACCAAAUUGAAAUGGCAGCCCAGGUGGCAUCAGGCAUGGCUUACUUGGAGCAGCAGAACUACAUCCACAGAGACCUGGCUGCCAGGAACGUUCUGGUGGGCGACAACAACAUCUGCAAAGUGGCAGAUUUCGGUCUGGCCAGGGUUUUUAUGAAAGAAAAUGAAAAUGUAUAUGAGGCCAAGGAGGGGAGUAAAUUCCCUGUGAAGUGGACUGCUCCGGAGGCAAUCAAUGAUAAUAAGUUCACCAUCAAAUCAGAUGUUUGGUCCUUUGGCAUCUUGCUGUAUGAGAUCAUGACAUUUGGUCAGAUGCCUUACCCAACUAUGACCAACAUGCAGGUAGUCCAAUGGCUUGCUAAAGGCAAAAGGAUGGACUGUCCCCCCAACUGCCCGAAACAGCUGUACGACAUCAUGAGCGAAUGCUGGAAGGAAAACGAACAGGAACGGCCCACGUUUGAUACGCUGCAGUGGAAACUGGAGGAUUACUUUGAGAUGGAUCUGACCUCCUAUGAUGACAGCUGCCGCUAUUAGAGCAAAAGCCUUCUGUGACUGUUAAUGAAGGAUAAAUCCAAAUCAGUCGAUUGGACAUUGAUUAUAACAUAACUGAAAAUCCCACCUAAUAUGGUCAGAUGAAGGAUUUAAAACUGUAUCAAGCAGAGUUUGAACUACAACCACACUUCUGUUCUUCACUUGUUUGAAUGCACUUUUAGAGGGCCAGCUUAUCUGUUGAGCCUGAUUCCCAUGUGACUGGAGGAGGCGCCGUUCAGAUUAGCUGUCACUCAGAAGCAUCUGGUUCUGCUGGUUUCAUCCAUACCACAAAUUCUUUUCAACUGUUCAACUCAUGCCGGGGGUCACCUGGUAUGAUCUGGGAACUCUGUUUGUUUUAAGCCUUCAUGUCAUGGUGUUUUUAAAAGAUGUUUGCAGAAAUGUUAAACGAAAACAGUGAUCCAUAUAUAGCCUUAGAGAUUUACUUUGUCAUUUUCCUGCUCUUUAGCUAUGGAGCAUCACACUUCUGUUGCUCCAUGCUGAUUAACUCCAACCAUUAAAGCAAUGCUUAAAGACACAGGAAAUUCCCAGCACUCUACUUCCACAUCAUUUUCCUGCAUUAUAAUGACUUGGUGAGUGAGCAGUCAAAAGACAGACUUCUUUUCUUGUGCAAAGAGUUUUUGCUGCUCAGACCUGUUGGGAUUCCUGGCUCAUUCUCUGAACAAAUAGAACCUGUUUGUUGACUUCAUGGCCUGAUGCUUUUAAUGUUCUAAACAAAUUCCUCAUAAUUGUAUAUUCUAACCACUGAAAGUGUUUAUAGAAAUCUUGCUGUAUUUAAACUUGAUUAUCUUUAUGCCUUACUUAAUUAAACAAAUUCUAUUUAUGAUGAAGAGGUUGGGUUGUUGUGUAUGUGGGGCCCAGCUCUAAUCGGAGGAGACCCAUGAAAUACUGACAUCAGUCAAAAUGUCUGUAUUGAAUUAUAAUAAUGGACCAAGGAAUUGGCCAGAAAUCAGAAUACAGUUUCAUUCAGUUCUGAUCAAUAAGUUAAUUGGUUGGAAUUUAAAUUUCCAAAUAGUUUUGACAUUUAUGGGCUGUAAAGGCACCACCAAAACUUUUGGAUCGUCUUUUUGUUUUGUUUUUUGGAAUGAAUAAAAAUCAGAUUUGGAUGAGA
Fundulus heteroclitus (mummichog) is the source of this 2871-nucleotide messenger RNA. It is a transcript of the gene frk, whose product is annotated as fyn-related Src family tyrosine kinase. Gene Ontology annotation, biological process: innate immune response; cell surface receptor protein tyrosine kinase signaling pathway; protein phosphorylation. The record is from RefSeq and is a predicted model, not a curated record. Gene Ontology annotation, cellular component: extrinsic component of cytoplasmic side of plasma membrane. The coding region runs from base 186 to 1745 and encodes 519 amino acids. Gene Ontology annotation, molecular function: ATP binding; non-membrane spanning protein tyrosine kinase activity; signaling receptor binding. Lineage: Eukaryota; Metazoa; Chordata; Actinopteri; Cyprinodontiformes; Fundulidae. The transcript is spliced from 8 exons.